GACGGGAGGAAGCUCGGUGCAGUAGUUGCUCUGCUGAGUACCGGGACACAGUCAUGGAGUCACAGAACCUGGACCAGGAAAACCAGCUGGAACUGGAAUCCAUCAUCGGCUUUAACGGACACAUAUCGUCUGGCCUGAUAAGUCACCCCGACAGGGAGCAUCUCAUCUACCCCCUGGGGUGCACGGUCAUUAUCGAGAGCGUCCAAAAACGUAAGCAGCAUUUCCUCCAGGGCCACACCAACAACGUGUCCUGCGUGGCCGUCUCCAAAAGCGGCAAGUACCUGGCGUCGGGGCAGGUCACCUACAUGGGCUUCAAGGCGGACAUCGUCUUGUGGGAUUACAUCAAAAAAGAGGCCUGCGCCAAGCUGACGCUUCACAAGGUGAAAGUGGAAGCUCUAGCUUUCUCUCCGUCAGAGCGGUACCUGGUGUCACUCGGAGGACAAGAUGAUGGCAGCGUUGUCUUGUGGGACGUGGCAAAGAGAGAAGCCAUCUGCGGCAGCCCGGUUGCAGCGCUCAGCUCUGGACACGCUUUAACCAUCGCCUUCUCCAACAAUAGCGAUGACAUCUUCGUGACCGGUGGGAAUGCGACCUUACGUGUCUGGGAGCUGGACCUCCCAAACAGAAAACUGCGCCCCACCGAAUGUCAGAUGGGGCAGCUGAAGAGAGUGGUCACCUGCCUGGCCGUGGCGGAAGAUGACAGCUGCUUCUACUGCGGAACCUCCACCGGAGACAUCCUGAAAAUGAACACGAAAACCAAACUUCUGAACAGCUACGGCCCUCAGAAGGACAGGUUCAGCCUGGGUGUGACUGCUCUGACGCUCCUCAAGACAGGAGAGUUUCUCGUCGGAUCUGGGGACGGCAAACUGUCGCUGUGCAAGGGACCCAACUUCAAAGCUAUUAAGUCCGUUCAGCUCCAAGGGUCGGUGAGCUCGAUCUCUCUGCGAGGACAGGGUCAUCAGUUCUUCGUUGGCACUGCCCAGUCACAGUUAUACCGUUUUACGUAUCCCGAAUUCAAAGAGGAACUCAUCUUCACCUGCCACAGCGAGGCCAUCAAUGACAUUGUGUUCCCCUUCGGAACCUCUGAGCUGUUUGCCACGUGCUCCAAAAAUGAUAUUCGAGUCUGGCACAACACCAGCCAGAAGGAGCUCCUCAGAAUCACUGUGCCCAACAUGACAUGCCUCGCCAUCGAGUUCAUGAGAGACGGGAAAAGCAUAAUAUCAGCUUGGAAUGAUGGGAAAAUCAGAGCCUUCACACCCGAAAGCGGGCGUCUUAUGUACACGAUAGAAAACGCACACAGCAUGGGAGUGACGGCCAUCGCUCCAACCAACGACUGCAAGAGGAUUAUAAGUGGAGGAGGAGAGGGACAGAUGAGAGUCUGGGAAGUCGGUAAAGACCGGUGCCGUCUGGUGGAAUCAAUGAAGGAGCACAAGUCAGCCGUGACCUGCAUCAAGGUGAAGAGCAACAAUCGGGAAUGUCUUACAGCGAGCUCCGACGGGACCUGCAUCAUCUGGGACAUCGUUCGCUUUGUGCGGAAGCAGAUGAUCUUGGCCAAUACGUUGUUCCGCUGCGUAUCUUAUCACCCCGAGGAGUUCCAGUUUAUCACCAGCGGCACCGACAGAAAGAUUGGUUACUGGGAGGUAUUUGAUGGCUCUGCCAUUAGAGAACUCGAUGGAUCCAUGUCUGGGGCCAUCAACGCGAUGGACAUCAGUAACGACGGAGCCCACUUUGUUACAGGUGGAGAUGACAGGCUGUUAAAAGUCUGGGAUUACAGCGAGGGGGACGUGACUCACGUUGGUAUCGGUCAUAGCAGCAGCAUCAGCCAGCUGAAGAUCUGUCCCUUCUCCAAGUGCAUCAUCAGUGUCAGCACCGAUGGGGCAAUUCUACGCUGGAAAUACCCCCACCCAAUAUAACAUCAUCUUAACGUAAUAACAGUGUAUAUUAACACGCAAAAGAAAAUGAAGUUUGGAUGGAUCCGUAGGCCCUAUUUAUAGUUCAGAUGUCAACAG
This is a messenger RNA of Spea bombifrons (plains spadefoot toad), 2006 nucleotides long. It is a transcript of the gene CFAP52, whose product is annotated as cilia and flagella associated protein 52. The record is from RefSeq and is a predicted model, not a curated record. Lineage: Eukaryota; Metazoa; Chordata; Amphibia; Anura; Pelobatidae. The transcript has 14 exons. Gene Ontology annotation, biological process: cilium assembly. Gene Ontology annotation, molecular function: protein binding. The coding region runs from base 54 to 1910 and encodes 618 amino acids.